Molecule: messenger RNA, 978 nt
Organism: Aphanomyces invadans
Lineage: Eukaryota; Oomycota; Saprolegniomycetes; Saprolegniales; Verrucalvaceae
Exons: 5
Coding region: 1-966 (321 amino acids)
Source: RefSeq, a predicted model, not a curated record
AUGGAAGAGGUCGCGAUGUGCGUCGUGACGACUGACACGGGCCAUGUGCUGGUCAACUGGGCUCCGCAAGACACGCCCAUCAGUGCCCCCCACCUCGGCUCGCUCGCGGCCACGUUGCAACAGUUCUCGCAUGGGCAGAGCUUGUCGGUGCUUCAGUACGACGUGUACUCCAUCGUCGUCGCGAGGUCACCGUUGGUUCCCGUGCUCUGUUGCUUGGUAAGCACGUCAUCCACGAACCUGGCCGCCGUGAAGUUGGUCGGCAGUUUUAUCCUUCACGAAUGUUUCGAUCGUCACAGUGCCAUCAUCAUGUCUAUCGUACAGCAAGCCAACGACGAAGCUGAAUCGAUGGCCCAUGCGUACACCCUCACAACUGCCUUACUCGGCCAGUCCUCUCACGAAACCCACAAUGACCUGAUGGCAUUCCAAUCGACCUGCAUCAUUCCGUGCCUCGCAAACGAUCUCAACCAUAAGAUUGCACAAGCUCUAUCCGAUGCCAACCUAUCUCGAAGCGUUCGCGCCGUCUGGAUAUAUCACAUUGACUCGCCCGAACCUGCAUUUCAAUGGACCCCUCCCAACGCCGCAUCCGUUGCGUUAGCGCCAUGGCUGCCGCACGUCACCCACACGUUUCAUCAGCAUUUGACCGCUCGAGCACGUCUCGAUCAAAGGCAACUCACACUGCAACCACUAGACGAGCCGAUGGACACAGAUGUCGCCGACCCCUCGUUCAUUGCUCUCAACCUUCUAAACCUGGACGGGUUUUGCGUCGCCGUGUUGUACUCGGCCGACGCAAGCCUGGCCACGUCGCCGUCUGGCUCACUCACGAGUUGCGAUCCUUGCAAUCCCCUUUGUGAUGGCAGUGGAACGCUCGUUGUCGCCGACAUACCGUGGCUGUUUCGCCUGAAUGUCUCGGACCCCGCGCCCCACGCGGCCGUUCAGGCGGUCCUGAAAGUGUUGUCCCUAUCAUAAAGUCGUCCCUCA